AUGUCUCUAUAUAUUCUGAAAGUCAAUACUCAGAGAGAGAAAAGGAAAUAAUAGACUAUGAAAGUAAAAAAUAUGAAGAAUCUGAUACCAAUUCUGAGAUAUUUGUUAAUGAACAAAUAUAUUGUGAAUUACCUAAAUUAAAAUUAUUUGAGUUUAACAAAGAAAAUUAUAUUAAAGUACAAAUUUCAUUAGAACAAAAUAAUGCAGACCAAUUAAGUGAUGAAAGUGAAGAAGAUUUUGAUAAUUUUGA
Funneliformis caledonium is the source of this 250-nucleotide messenger RNA. The record is from the annotation of a GenBank genome assembly. NCBI's taxonomy places the organism in Eukaryota, Fungi, Glomeromycota, Glomeromycetes, Glomerales, Glomeraceae.